Messenger RNA from Stegastes partitus (bicolor damselfish), 1786 nucleotides. It is a transcript of the gene xkr9, whose product is annotated as XK, Kell blood group complex subunit-related family, member 9. Gene Ontology annotation, cellular component: membrane. The record is from RefSeq and is a predicted model, not a curated record. NCBI's taxonomy places the organism in Eukaryota, Metazoa, Chordata, Actinopteri, Pomacentridae. Bases 201 to 1382 code for a protein of 393 amino acids. The transcript has 4 exons.
GAAAGAGAACUGCCACAUGCAGAACGGUUCGCUUCUGUGAGUAUACACACUUCUCUACCAUGAGGAAAAUGUACAGAUUGACCAAAGCGGCUCCUGAACGGCUGGAAAACGUCCACAGCAGCUUUUGUCAAGAAACUUCAAAGCAAAACUGAGCACAAAGAAUUUUCUAUCUUCACUGGCUUACCUUUUUAAUUGAUGAUAUGAUGGCUCAGUCAGACGGACAGUACUCCAGACGGCGAUGGUUAUUCACCAUUCUCGGACUCUUCUUGUAUGUGUUUGACAUAUGGACGGACAUUGGACUGGCUCUGAAAUAUUUCCAAGAAGGUCACUAUCUGUGGAGUGGACUGACUGUAAUGUUUGUUCUGACUGGGCUGCUGGUAACCCAGGUCUUUAGCUGUGCCUGGUACUGGGACGACAUGAGUGAUGCUCUCACCUACCCAGAGAGAGAAACAACCAUACAAGGCCUGUCAAAAUGUGAACUUGCUGUCCUGCAUGUGUGCGGAAUAGGCAUCUUCACCAGAUAUUAUCUCCUGCUGAAGAAAGGCAUCGACGUGAUUUGGAGACCAACAAAUGCUGAUACAAAUGAAGAAAAAGAAGUUGAGCACAAGAAACUGUUCUGUAUGGCGACUGAUCUGAGCAUGUUGAAACUGUUUGAGGCUUUCCUGGAGAAUGUUCCCCAGCUGCUUCUACAGAUCUACAUAUUACUAGGCCACGACAAGGGCUCAGCCAUGCAGUAUUUAUCCAUGGCCUUCUCCUUCUUCAGUGCUGCCUGGGCAUUGGUGGACUAUCGCUGCUGCAUGCGCAGGUCUCAUCCCGACAUCAGAGAGAUGUCCUCUGGCCUCCCCACAGCCAUCUACCUCCUUUACAAAGUCUGUACCAUUACCAGCCACAUUCUCAGCUACAGCCUCCUCCUCAUAUUAAGCAUCUACAGCACAAUAGCCCUCACUGUCAUCUGGCUGCUGGGAACAACAUGGACACACUUCCUUGGAACCGACUUCUGCAAAUCCAGGAGCCUUGAAAUGCUCUACCGGGCAGUCAUAGGAGUCAUCCUCAUGUUCACCUUUUUCAACGUGAAAGGACAGAACACAAAAGGAGAAAUGACCUUCUAUUACUUUUUCUACUCUGUUGUAAAUGUUGCCGCCCCAAUAUUGUUGGUUUUUUUGAAGCCAGGACUGGAGGCAAGCACAUUUCUGCUGGUAGUCAUUGGUUUAAUCUUUGGCGGGUCAGUACUAGGACUGGUGUGUCUCGUGAUGUACUACCUCUUCCUGCACCCCAAAAGGGAGUCGGAUGAAGUGGACUUUGCCUCUCCCGGGGUGGUAAAGGAAACAGAAGCAACGGAAACAGUAGCAAUGGAGAGAGUAAGGAACUUCUUGCAACCUUGAUAAAGGUUCUUGUGAACCAUUUCCACGGCAUAUGACAGUGAGAGGACACAGAAAUACAUGCACAGGUUGUGAAUAUGAAACUACCAGUUUGACAGGUAAAAGACACAGAGGGAGAUGUCAUCUUGAUAGUGUGCUUGCAAGUCGCUGAUGCUGUUGUCAGGUUUUUUCCUGUAUUUGGAGGCAAAGCUUUCAUUCUCAGUAUUAAUGUCAAUAGACAACUAAACAAUUAAUUGCAACAUAUUUCAAUAUUUAAAAUAACUUUACAUAUAUAUAUUUCUUACUUAUUUAUUUAUUCCUAUUAUAUGUAAUAAUGUGCAAAUCUUAAUGGAAGCUGAAAACACCUCUUGAUAUUGCUCAACAAUAUUAUAACAUCGUCAAAUAAAAAAAUAAAAAAUGCAAUGGUU